AUGAGUGAUGACGCAUCCAGCAUUCGCGCUUUUCUAGACUUACUUGACAUCACAAAAGAUACUUGGAAGGAUGACCUGGAGCGAUUUAUUAAUGAGAGGUUACGACCGUCGAGGCCGAAAAGGCGCAUUCCUCGCUUCUCGAUUGGCGAAAUGGAUGCGGAAUCAGACGAUGAGUCGGUUGUGACAUGCGAUGCCUCCACGCAGACUUCUGGUGACGAAGCACAAGAGGAAAAGUUGACGGAGGCAAAGCCAUUGGAUCAGAUCUCGAGAGAAUGGACCGAAGGAAAACCACUCUCAGCUAACGAUGCACUACGUCUGGUGAAACGUGGCAUCGUGAAGUGUCGUCAGUUGGAAUCUCGUUUGGAUGCCGAGACUGCCAUAUAUGUUAGGCGUACCUUUGUCGCUCCUGAUGUAUUGAAGCAAUUGCCGUAUAAAAAUUAUGAUUACAAAUAUGUGACAAAUUCAUGCUGCGAAAAUGUCAUUGGUUACAUGCCUAUUCCUGUGGGUGUGGCUGGUCCAUUGCGUUUGAAUGGAAAGAACUUCUACGUACCGAUGGCUACAACAGAGGGAGCCCUAGUUGCCAGCACUAAUCGAGGUUGCAGUGCCGUCACGCGAAGUGGCGGCGUAACAGCAAAUGUUUUCGAGGAGGGAAUGACACGUGCUCCUGUUGUGAAGUUUCCAACUGCGCAAGAAGCUGUUGCUUUGAAAGAGUGGUUCGAUGUUCCUGAAAACUUUUCACUGAUCAAAUCUGAAUUUGAGUCUACAAGCAGGUUUGCACAAUUACGAAAGGUGGAAGUGGCCAUAGAUGGCAAUUUGGCAUUUGUUCGGUUUGUGGCUUUCACUGGCGAUGCUAUGGGCAUGAAUAUGGUCUCAAAAGGUUGUUCAUUGGCUAUGCAUCUUUUGAAGCAGAAAUUCCCCGCCAUGCAACUUCUCGCACUUAGCGGCAAUUACUGUGUUGAUAAGAAGGCUGCAGCCAUAAACUGGAUCAAUGGACGAGGGCGAUCCGUGGUUGCAGAUUGCACCCUUCCAGCGAGUGUAGUACUUUCCAUCUUCAAAACAACACCUAAGCAAAUGGCCGAAGCUGCACAGUCGAAAUUGCAAUCCGGAUCGGACAAAGCUGUCUGCAUAGGCGGCAACAAUGCUCACGCAGCAAAUGUAGUAGCAGCGAUCUUUCUUGCAACUGGCCAGGAUGCAGCUCAAGUUGUCUCCUCCUCGAUGUGUUCAACUCGUAUGGAAGAAACCGCUGAGGGUGAUCUUUACGUAAGCUGCACGAUGCCCUGUGUGGAAGUUGGUACGGUGGGUGGUGGGACGAUACUGCGACCUCAGAAUGAGUGCCUACAGAUGUUAUCUUGUGCCGGUCCUUCACCAGAUACUGCGGGUGCACAUGCACGUCGAUUAGCAGAAGUGAUUUGUGCAGCAGUGUUGGCUGGAGAAUUGUCGCUGAUGGCAGCACUUGUCACCGACCAGCUGGUCUCUAGUCACAUGAAACUCAAUCGUUCGCGUUUGCAACUCUAUAAUACGUCCUCGCCGCAGCUCUCAUCGUCACAACCAUCAGAAGAGAAGCCCGUUACGAUGCUAAGGAAAGUUUUGGAUAAGGAACCACGUCUCAAAAGAACUUCUAUAAAGGUUGAAUGUUCAAAUAUCCUUUAGGCUUCUGUUUCGACUUGUUUUACUUCUUUGUUGUUUUUCUAAGUGAUCUUUCUCUAAAUCGCGCUAUAGCGCAGCUCUUUUUUUGUAGUUGUUUAUUCUACUGAUGUUAAAUGGAGUUUCACAAUUCCUCCAACUCUUUGGCGCUCUUUCUUCGUUCUGAUUGUAACUUCCCCUUAUAUAUCUCUUGAUCUAGUGAUUUUUUUGAGCCUUAAUGUGAUAUUUUGAAGCUUCCAUGUUUGAAGUGGGCUUUAUCUUUAUUUUGAGUUAUAUCACUUCUAGCUUUGCCAAUCAGGGGUCGCUAACUUGAUCGUAAGAACAGAUAAACUAGCUGCUGGUAGAAUAUUGUUUCUGGCUAUCGUUGCUCAGCUUGAAAGAUAUGAUAGUUACACACACUUGUUAAUAAAGUAUAUACUUACC
Molecule: messenger RNA, 2067 nt
Organism: Cylicocyclus nassatus
Lineage: Eukaryota; Metazoa; Nematoda; Chromadorea; Rhabditida; Strongylidae
Source: the annotation of a GenBank genome assembly